Lycium barbarum (goji berry) is the source of this 900-nucleotide messenger RNA. RefSeq lists its product as uncharacterized. The transcript is spliced from 3 exons. Gene Ontology annotation, molecular function: nucleic acid binding; zinc ion binding. The record is from RefSeq and is a predicted model, not a curated record. NCBI's taxonomy places the organism in Eukaryota, Viridiplantae, Streptophyta, Magnoliopsida, Solanales, Solanaceae. The coding region runs from base 1 to 900 and encodes 299 amino acids.
AUGUAUUCAACUGAUUUUGCAGGGAAUAUACUACCUUUGGCAUAUGGCGUGAUUGAUUCAGAAAAUGAUAAGUCUUGGACAUGGUUCUUUGAACAGUUCAAGGAAGCUUAUGGGCUACGGGAGAGCAUGUGUGUUGUAUCUGAUAGGCAUGAAACCAUCAUCAAGGCUGUAUCCAAAGUAUAUCCUAAUGUUCCCCAUUUUGCAUGCAUAUGGCAUCUUUGGAAGAAUGUAUACAAUAAAUAUAGAAAGAGUCACAAGGUGCUGAGUGGGGUGUACUAUGCAAUGGCAAAAGCAUAUACACAGGAUGAGUUUGACAUGCUAAUGGAAAAGGUUGAGACGGUGGAUAUUCGUGUAAAGGAUUACUUGGAGUUAGCCGUAAGGGAAAAGUGGUCUAGGCUUUAUGUUCCAGUCAACCGAGCAUGGACAAUGACGUCUAAUAUUGCUGAGUCUAUCAAUUCAGCUCUCGUACAAGCAAGAGAAUUGCCAAUAUUUGAUUUUCUGGAAGAAGUUAGGAUUAUGUUUGGGCGCUGGAAUUUCACUAACCGACAAAAUGGUUCAUAUACAUUCACAACACUUGGGAAGAAAUUCAAUGAAAUGCUUUCCAUUAAUGAGCGUAAAUCUGCACGCAUGACGGUAAUACCAUCAACCGAAUAUGUGCACACGACUUAUGAUAUCCUAGUUUAUCCUCUACCCGAUAAGAGUGAAUGGAAAAUACCUGGAUACAUUUUGGAAGAGGUAGUUUUUCCACCGAGAUACAAGAGACCACCUGGAAGGCCAAAGAAGAAGCACAAUAAUUCUUUAUCUGAAUGGUUUUCAACUAAACGUACAAAUUCGUGUAGUAGGUGUGGACAUGUUGGACACAAUAGGCGUUCUUGUACAAAUGAGCCUCGAAGAAAGUAG